Messenger RNA from Cicer arietinum (chickpea), 2463 nucleotides. RefSeq names its product leucine-rich repeat receptor-like protein kinase PXC1. Gene Ontology annotation, molecular function: protein kinase activity; ATP binding; protein binding. Gene Ontology annotation, biological process: protein phosphorylation. The record is from RefSeq and is a predicted model, not a curated record. Lineage: Eukaryota; Viridiplantae; Streptophyta; Magnoliopsida; Fabales; Fabaceae.
CAUACCAUAUAGUAAUAAUAAAUAACAUGUGCUUUAUCUCAAUCAUCACACAUUACUCUCUCUCAUAAUCAUGCAACAUUUUUCUUCCUCAUUCCUCACUCAAAUUCUCAAAAACACCCUUCUGUCUCCACCUUUUAAAUUCAAAACAUAAAACACACCAUCAUUCCCUCCCUUCUCACACCAUAACAUGAACACAUCACUAGCAUUACCCUUAACCUUGUUAUUUCUCUUCACAACACAGAGUGCAACUGCACCGCAGAAUGAUACGCAAGCCCUCACCGAAUUCCGUCUCCAAACAGACUCACACGGCUACCUCGUCAGUAAUUGGACCGGAGAAGACGCCUGCAACGCUGCGUGGCGCGGCGUCGAAUGCUCCCCAAACGGCAGAGUUGUUGCUCUCUCUGUUCCUUCCUUCAAUCUCCGAGGUCCCGUUGAUUCUCUCUCAACGCUAAUCUACUUGCGUUUCCUUGAUCUUCACGAUAACCGCUUGAACGGAACCAUUGUUCCUCUUUUAAACUGCACUGACCUUGAACUACUUUACCUCUCUGGCAAUGACUUCUCCGGCGAGAUACCGCCGGCGAUAUCCUCUUUACGUCUUCUUAUCAGACUCGAUAUCUCCGACAACAACAUCCACGGAGAAAUUCCAAAAGAAAUAACGAAGUUGAAUCAUCUCCUCACUCUCCGUUUACAGAACAACGAACUCUCCGGCGAAGUUCCCGAUCUUUCUUCUUCACUCGUCAAUCUCAGAGAACUAAAUAUCACCAACAACGAACUCCAAGGAAACUUACCCGAUGCAAUGCUCAAUAAAUUCGGAAACAAAAGCUUCUCCGGCAACGACGGUCUUUGUGGAUCGGCGCCUUUACCGAAUUGUUCUGUCACCGAAACAUCUCCUCCUUCGGAUGAUGAAAUUGUUCCUUCAAACCCUAGCUCGUUACCACAAACAAGUAGUAACGGAACAAUUGCAUCUGAAACUCAUUCGAGAAAACGGAAAUCGCUGAGUCCGGGAGGAAUUGUGGCGGUUGUGGUGGCGGUUUGUGUGGUGGCAGUAGUGGCGGCUUCAUUCGCGGUGGCUCAUUGUUGCGGAAGAGGAAAAAGGUCUAAUUCAACGGUGGGGAUGGAUAGUGAGAUUGGGAAGAGGAAAAGCGAGAGUAGCAGUGGAAGUGAGAAGAAAGGUUAUGGGGGUGUGGAUAGUAAUAGUGAUGGAAACACUGAAACAGAGAGAAGUAAAUUAGUGUUUUUCGAUAGAAGGAGUGAGUUUGAGUUGGAGGAUUUGCUACGAGCAUCGGCGGAGAUGCUUGGGAAGGGUAGUUUGGGAACUGUCUAUAGGGCUGUUCUUGAUGAUGGAUGUACUGUUGCUGUUAAGAGACUUAAGGAUGCUAAUCCAUGUGAUAGGAAUCAGUUUGAACAGUAUAUGGAUGUUGUUGGAAAGCUUAGACACCCUAAUGUUGUUAGACUCAAAGCUUAUUAUUAUGCUAAGGAAGAAAAACUUCUUGUCUAUGAUUAUCUUUCCAAUGGAAGCUUGCAUUCUCUUCUUCAUGGGAACCGUGGUCCGGGAAGGAUUCCGUUAGAUUGGACAACAAGAAUAAGCUUGGUGUUGGGGGCAGCAAGAGGUCUUGCAAGGAUUCAUGGAGAGUAUAGUGCAGCCAAAAUACCUCAUGGGAAUGUGAAAUCUUCCAAUGUACUACUUGACAAGAAUGGUGUUGCUUGCAUAGGUGACUUUGGUUUGUCACUUUUGUUGAAUCCUUCUCAUGCGGUUGCGAGGUUGGGUGGGUACAGAGCUCCCGAACAGGCAGAGGCAAAGAAGUUAUCACAAGAGGCAGACGUGUAUGGUUUCGGCGUGUUGGUGUUGGAAGUUUUGACAGGAAAAGUUCCUUCCUCUCAAUACUCUUCUCCCGUAGGAGUUCGUCCUUAUGUGGAAUUUGAGGAACAAGAAACCGAUCUUCCUAAAUGGGUUCGGUCGGUUGUGAAGGAAGAGUGGACAUCAGAGGUGUUUGAUCAAGAACUAUUGAGGUACAAGAACAUUGAGGAGGAGCUUGUUUCAAUGUUGAAUGUUGGGUUGGCUUGUGUUGUUUUACAACCUGAGAAGAGGCCAACUAUGUUGGAAGUUGUUAAGAUGAUUGAGGAUAUUAGGGUGGAACAAUCUCCUUUAAGAGAGGAUUAUGAUGAAUCGCGUAAUUCACUUUCACCUUCACUUGCCACUACUGAAGAUUGCAUAGCUUAAUAACCCCAAGUGUUAUUUCAUUUCCUCGACUCGAUGGCAUUAAUCUAGUUGCUGUCAUGAAAUUUACUCCUUCAUACCCUCUUCUAGUUGCAUUUACUUAUUGGUGUUGAUUUAGCUAGCUCUUUAAAUUGCAUGAGUUGUUAAUUAUUGUUUUAUAUUUGUGAAAUGAUGUUGUUGUUGCACUUGUCUUGAGACACAACUGAUUUAAUAUCUCUUUAAUCAUAUUAUCAAUAGUUCUACUA